AUGUAUUUAAUUAAUAAGAAGGCGAAAAAAAUAAUAAGGUGCUUUAUAUUAUGGCCACUUUCGUAAAAAAAAAUGGCAUGAAACCGAUAAGUAAUGGAACGAUAAGUCGUAUUGACAACGUGGAAAACUUUAACGAUAAUCAUAUUUCAUUGACAGGAAAAGAAUCAGAUAUACUUGAUGUACAUGUUCAAUCUUGUUUAGAAGAUACCGAGGAAAAACCAGAAUUAGAUAUAAUAAUUAGUAAUGUAGUGUGUAGUUUUAGUGUGAGAUGUCAUCUGAAUUUACGUGAAAUCGCACUAAAUGGUUCAAAUGUCGAGUAUAGAAGAGAAAAUGGGUUAGUUAGAAUGAGACUGAGGAAACCAUGUACUUUAGCUUCAAUUUCAUCAUCUGGCAAAGUUACUUGUACUGGGGCUACUAGUGAAGAUGAAGCUAGAAAAGCUGCUCGACGGUGUGCAAGAUCCCUUCAGAAACUAGGCUUUAGAGUGAGAUUUAAUAAUUACAGAAUAGUUAAUGUGCUCGGUACUUGUACAAUGCCAUGGGCUGUAAAAAUUACAUCGUUUUCAAUUCAUCAUAAAGAUAUAGUACAAUAUGAACCAGAAAUUCAACCUGGAGUAAUAUAUAAAUUAACUGAUUUAAAAGCCACCCUAAGGAUAUUUUCUACAGGAAGUGUUACCGUGACAGCACCAAGUAUAAGUGCCGUUCAAGCAGCAAUUGAACAUAUAUAUCCUUUAGUGUAUGAAUUCCGAAAAGAGAGGUCAGUUGAGGAACAAUUUGCAUUAGAAAAUAAAAAACGUCGAUUUAUAUUCACAAUACAAGAAACUAUAAUCGGAGAAAAUGAAGGACACAAUGAAAAUAUUUUAGUUGAAGAUGAUGAAAGUGACAAUAGUGAUACAAGUUGGACCUAAAUUAUUCUUUGAUUAAAUAUAUCUAUUCUUUAGCUUCUAGACAUUUAUGUCACACUAAUUUUAUUUUUUUAAAAACUUAUGAAAUAUAUAGUGUGCGGUCUAGAUUAUAUAUUAUUACUAUUUGAAUAAUGGACUUAUUUGUGAUAUUGUGACUAUUAUAUCAACUAAAGUGAAUUUUCUUUAAACAUGUUCAGAAUCAGAUUAUAUUCUGUAUUAAUUACUAUUUAUAAAGACUUUAUAUCUGCACUAAUAUAAGUGUAUUAAUACACGAACUCUAUAGUGUUAUUAAG
This is a messenger RNA of Ceratosolen solmsi marchali, 1195 nucleotides long. It is a transcript of the gene Trf2, whose product is annotated as TATA box binding protein-related factor 2. NCBI's taxonomy places the organism in Eukaryota, Metazoa, Arthropoda, Insecta, Hymenoptera, Agaonidae. Bases 51 to 905 code for a protein of 284 amino acids. Gene Ontology annotation, molecular function: DNA binding. The transcript has 5 exons. Gene Ontology annotation, biological process: DNA-templated transcription initiation. The record is from RefSeq and is a predicted model, not a curated record.